AUGGCCCAGGCCUCCUGCGGUAAGCCCGAGCGCAGCGGACCCCUGUGGGCGCGGGAGCCCGGCUCCCUUCAGAGCCCCUGCUGCGUCCCUUUCUCCGCCUCGGCGGAUCCGUGGGAGGCCAUCCUGGCGAGCAGCCGGGGGGACACCUGCGUGGUUCCGCAGGACUUGCUCGACCGGCUGCGGGCCACCUACGACGCGCAGGCGGCCGAGAUCGAGCGGCUGCGGGCCAGCCUCGGCGGCCCCGUCGCCGAGGUGGUCAACAGGCUCCAGGAGCUCGAGGCCGAGGUGGCCGAGACGGAGGCGCGGAACGUGCUCCUGGAGAACGAGACCGCGCUGCUGCAGCAGGAGGAGCAGGAGCUGCUGAGGGAGGUGGAGCAGCUUGAGAAGCUCAAGGAAAGCAAGAGCAGGAGCGCGGAGGAGGCGCGGCUGCAGGUGGAGGAGCUGGAGCGGUUCCUGCCGCCCAGCGCCCGGGAGCGAGACCACGAGCCUGGGGGAGGCGCCGCGCCCGGCGGGGCGCCUGCCCCCGGCUGGCGGCGCCGGCAGGGCGGCCGGCCCCCGGGUGUCUGA
Messenger RNA from Prorocentrum cordatum, 567 nucleotides. Lineage: Eukaryota; Dinophyceae; Prorocentrales; Prorocentraceae. The record is from the annotation of a GenBank genome assembly.